Monopterus albus (swamp eel) is the source of this 2930-nucleotide messenger RNA. Its product is annotated as fibrinogen silencer-binding protein. The record is from RefSeq and is a predicted model, not a curated record. The coding region runs from base 1399 to 2361 and encodes 320 amino acids. Lineage: Eukaryota; Metazoa; Chordata; Actinopteri; Synbranchiformes; Synbranchidae. The transcript has 2 exons.
AACAGUAUCUGACGAUUUACCAAGAUUUUUACAAACGUGGCUGAAUUCUCUUCCCGCAUAUCCGAAUUAGAUGCCAUUUAUUGAGAAACACCCGACUACUUGUUGGACGUAUUGAAUUCCUGGCUGUUCGGGUUUCGUUGCAAAAUGUUUUUUCUCACAAACCCCGACAGUUUAAAGACAAAGCCACAAUCCAGUUCUGUCCACGUUAUUUUAAUUCUCAAACAUAUAAACGUUAUUUACACGGUCACAACAACACAGCAUCCAUGUUGCUUUGACUAGCUCUGAUAAUUGUGAAGUAGAGUGCUCCCUCAUUGGUUACCAGACUUUAAUACCAGUGUGACAUUGAGAACAGCGGAGCGGAGCGACAGCUCUGUCACGUCGCAGUACUGUAUCUGGCUGUCCAGUGUCUGAGGCUAAUAAUAACACGCAAACACACACUGAAUGUUACACUAGGCGGGCGGAGGCUCAGUCACAGCAGGUCCAGCAUUAUGCAAAUUGGCGGGGUAGUAUAGCGAAGGCGCCGGGCGCAUCAGGACUCUGCUCGGGAUCAGUGAGCCGCCGCUCCCUUAGCCCGUGAGAGCAACUAGUGCCUCUGUUUUACACCCGGAAAACACGCGGUCCCGCACACAAGCUACCUUUAUUUCUGCACAGUUUCCACACGCGUCUUGAACACGUGUUUUAAUAACAGGAAGCGAGUUUGUAAUACGCGUGUGAGAUUUAUUGGAUACAUCCACCGUGGACUGUACUACGGGCACGCGCAGCGCGCUCACAGCCCCUCCCCCACUCAGUUAGUUAAACCAGCGCUGCAUCAAAGGGCUCUCACUUCUGGAAACUACAGUCCUGACAGCUAAUAACGUGUAAUGCACCUUUGACAGAUUGCUUCCCCUAUUUGUGCAAGACAGAGCCACGACACCCAUCAUUCUGUAAUAAUGUAGAGACAGUGUGGCUGUGCUCUGCUCUGUGCUUGGUUUGGGGUUUAGAGAGACCCAGCUAUAAGUAGGUCGGGCUGGGCUUAAGCGGCUUAGCUACGUCAGCCUAAGCUGGGAGGAAUUCAUCCAAAGCCCUCCGCAGUAGGCGGGGGCCUAAACGAGGCUGGCCUAGUUAAGCCUGAUUCUUAUUGUGUGCUGCACAGCCUGUUUUUGUUGUGCAACGUAGCAGAGAGGGAAGCCAGGAGUAGUGUAUGAAUCCAUGCACAUAUUAGACAUAGCUUAUGUCUGAUUGAGAGAAAAAAUAUAAGAGAAGGUAAAUGAAACAUGUAUGGGAGUUAGGCCAGUGUUAGCUUUAUCACUGUGGACCAAAAGAAGCCAGCAGCAGGGACAAAAAAAAGCAGGUGGGAAGAUUGAGGAGUCACAGUGCCAUAGGCCUGAUUUGGUCUGUGCAAAUCCGCUAUGAUAUAAGAUGGCCUCCAGCUCUGUGUUUCUGUCUAGUAUGGUGGGUAAAGCUCGCUCUUCCAACUUCACUCUCUCUGAGAAGCUGGACUUGUUGAAGCUGGUCCGUCCUCAUAUCCGCAUCCUGGAGGAGCACACCAACAAGCAUGCGGUCAUUGUGGACAAAAACAAGUGCUGGGACACUGUGGCUGAGCAGUACAAUGCCUUGGGAGGGGACAGACCUCUGCGCACUGCUCAGGGCCUCAGGACCCUCUACAAACGACUGAAGGAGUCCGCCAAGCAGGAAGUGAUGCAGCGGAGACACGCCCAGCCAGAGUACAGAGCAAGCAUCUCUGAGCCAACCAGGAGAAUUAUGGAGAUGAUCCCUCACCUGUUUCACCAUGUGCCCAUCCACGAAAAGGACCAGGCACUGCGCAGAUUAAUAUACAGCAAGCACAACUCUCCCGUCGAACAUCCUGGCAGCAGUUCCUCUCUGGCUGCACUCCAGGAUUACUCAGCAGCUGUACCAAGUGUCCCCCAUGAGGUGGUCCAGCUGGACGCUGAAGAGGAUGUAAAACCACCGCCAGAUCUCCCCAUCCUCUCCACACACACAGAACCAGGGCUGGACGGAGGCCAGGAGCAGGAAGGGGAGCAGGACUUGGGCAGCAUUCACGAUUAUGAAGCAUCUCUGUCACCCACCCCUUCCUCUGUUAACAUCCCUCUUUCCACCUCCCCGCUGCCCUUACGCCACGAUCUUUACCCCAAUGACAUCUACCCCCACCACGAGUCUGACAGGUUUCGCCCUCUGCACUUAGCCAAAGAGGAGCAUGAGUUGGUGUUAGCCAAUCACAGGAAAGUUGCCUUGUACCUGGAAGAGAAGCGGGAGGGUCUGAAGAGAAAACAGGAACUUGAAGAGGAACUUCUGAGAGCCAAGAUCAAAGUGGAGAAAUUGAAGGCUGCUCGCCUGAGACAUGGACUCCCACAUCCUCUGUAACAAAUGUAAACAUCAUCUUUGGCUGGUAUUCGAAAGGGAGACGCUCUUAGGAGUUUGUGGAGGAAAGCUGAGAAAGAAGUUGCUCAUUAGUUUCAUGUUUGGAAACGCAGUGCCUCGUACAGGUGCUGAAAGCCUGUUUGCAUAUUGCAGCAUAAGGCUGACUUGUACUGCCAUGAGUCUUUGCUCAUGAUUGUCAGUGUUAAAAUUUUUGUACUCACAGAGGCAACAAAACCUGAUAAACACUGACAUUACUGACACUGACAGUCUGACCGUCCAGAUUCUGGAAGGGAAUAUUUGUAUUAGUGGCUGACAUGAAUCUUGCUGGAGCUUUUCCUGCCUAACCUGCCACCACUGUACGUUAGGAUAUCAUUAGUGAUCUUUAUUAUCCAAGAUUAUUAGAAACGUUAUGGUUAUGUAAUGAUAUACUGCAUCAACAGGAGUCUGCCCAGAUCAUAUCAGGUUCAUCCUUUGUAAAGCAAAUGUCCACCUAAUCUGGCAACCGUCGAACUCUGGUGGGAUAAACUUAACAGACAUACAGUGGGUACGGAAAGUAUUCAGACCCCCUUAAA